Messenger RNA from Lactuca saligna, 2602 nucleotides. Lineage: Eukaryota; Viridiplantae; Streptophyta; Magnoliopsida; Asterales; Asteraceae. The record is from the annotation of a GenBank genome assembly.
CACGUUAUUCCGCCAAAGGCGUUGAGGUUUUAGUAUUUUGACUUUCUUUUCUUGUUUUUUUGUGUGCAAAUGGCUUCACCAAAAUUCGGUCAACUUGUAUUCGAUCCUUCAAAUCACCAACUUCGAAUUGAAGUCAAUAUCUACGAUUCUUCAGAAUUCCCGAAUUUUUCCCUCAAUUGAAUUUUGCAUUCAUUGAUACGUUCAACUACCUACGAAUUGCAAAAAUUAAACCUUAGGGUUGAACUAUAAUCAAUUCAACAGUGAAAGGUUGCUUCUUACAAUGCUUAACAAGAGAUUCAAGAUAGCUAAAUGCAAGACGUCGUUAAAAUUAGCGACUUCGCGAAUUAAGCUGUUGAAGAACAAGAAAUUAAUACAGAUUAAUCAAAUGAAGAGGGAGUUAGCUCAAUUACUGGAGUCAGGACAGGAUCGAACUGCUAGAAUUCGAGUUGAACAUGUAAUCAGGGAAGAGAAGAUGAUUGCAGCAUAUGAAUUGAUCGAGAUAUAUUGUGAACUCAUUGUAGCACGUUUGCCUAUCAUUGAAUCACAAAAAACUUGCCCUAUUGAUCUGAAGGAAGCAAUCACAAGUGUGAUAUUUGCAGCUCCUAGAUGUUCAGACAUUCCAGAACUUGUUGAUGCUCGAAAAAACUUUACAGCAAAAUAUGGAAAAGAGUUUGCUUCUGCAGCUCUUGAGUUGCGUCCUGAUAGUGGUGUAAACCGCAUGAUGGUUGAGAAGUUAUCUGCUGUUGCACCUGAUAUUCAGACAAAACUGAAAGUAUUAAGUGCUGUAGCAAAAGAACACAAUGUCAAUUGGGAUUCAACUUUAUUUGAAGAGGCAGAAUCUAAACCUAAGGAUGACUUAUUGAAUGGAUCUGUGAAUUUUGAGAAUGCGAGCAUGAUGAAUGUUGAUUCUCCCAAAAUCCAAAGUUCAAAUAUCCAAAAUGUGCAGAGUCAUAUACAAAAGCUGAAUGUAACUGAUGAUUUCACUCAGCAAAAUAGAAGAUACACAUUAGGUUCUCAGAAUAUUACCUCAGAUGAUACAAACCCUUCAGGAAUGGCAUCUGAGAUGAUGAACAAGAGGCAUUCGUUCCAUACCAACACCAACAAUGCUUCAUCAGGUAGGGAGAACAACUGGAACAUGGAAUUCAAAGAUGCCACGUCAGCAGCACAGGCAGCAGCUGAGUCAGCAGAACGUGCCAGCAUGGCUGCUAGAGCAGCUGCAGAACUCUCGAGCAAGGGCAAGAUUGGAAGCCCAAAAGUUUCAACUACUUCAGAAGUUUUUAAUCAACAUCAAUUCAAAGCUUCAUUUAAUAAUAACUCAUUCAAUAACAGAAACUCAAAGAUACAGAAGAAUCCACAAACAGAUCAAAGUGAACAUGAUACUUCACCAAAAUCUAGAAUCAGAAAGCAAACGAGUCAUCAACAAGAUGUGUUUGUUUCUCAUCAACAAAAAGUUAGUCAAAGAACUGUUGUUGACCAAGGAAACUUUUCUAGAGAUGAUGAAACGGAUUCCGAUGAUGAUGAAAACCCUAAAUUCGAUACAGGAUUUGAGUAUAAUGAAGGAGAUGCCAAGUCAUUUUUCCCAUCUCCAGAUAGAGAAGAAUCUAGUCAUCCACUACAAAAUACACACAUUUCGAGCCCUAAACAAAAAACACAAAAAGUUAAUUCUAGGAAAACACGAAUUGAGUUGAAUGAUUUGGUCGAAAAGGAUUCCAGGGUUUCACUCAGAAACGAGAAAAAGAAAAAAGAUACAGAAAUAGAACCACAAAUUGUUGAAAAAAAUAGCGAGUUUUUGAAUCAAGGUGAUGAUUUGGAUACUGGGAAAGAGUUAAAGUUUGGGACAUUGACAGGUGGACUUCGGAACAGUGGUGGUCUUAAGUACACACCCCAUACGAAGGGUGGAAUCACUGAUUCCUUUCCUUUGUCAAAACCGAAUUUUUUCAAUUCAAAAGAAAGUGGAUACAAAAACAAAAAACAGAGUGUUUCUAUGUCAAGUUCGGAAUCGGAAUUGGAAUCAGAUGAUCAGAGUGACAAAUACGUUAAAAGUAGCACAGUAAACGAUUCCUCCUCAUCUUCAUUCAAAAAGUUGGUUGGCCAGACAUCUAAACCGAGUUCUUUCAAUUCAAGAGCAAGCGGAAUGGAAAAGAAAGAACCGAGUGUUUCUAUGUCAAGUUCGGAAUCGGAAUCAGAUGAUAAAAGUGACAAAACAGUUAAAAAUAGAUCGCGAUUCGCACCUCCGGAUGUGUUCUUUAACGAUGGCGGAAUCACUGAUUCCGAUGAAGAAGUUGUACUGGCUACAAAACCGACUUCCACAGGGUUGUCUCGUAGGACAAAGGGUUAUGUUGAGGCCGAGGGUAAGACAGUAAUUUCCAAGGCCAGUAUGCAUCCUUCUACAAAUGAAUCUCCAACUAAAAGGAUUUCUGAACAUCCUCGUAAGAAGAUUGUGGAAUCAGGAAAAUCGGAAUCACCAAAAGCCUCGAAUCUGAGCUCCCAAACUUCACUUGAAGGAAAUGAUGUAAAGAAACCAAGUCAUGUUCAUCCAAAGCUUCCUGAUUAUGACUCUCUAGCUGCUCGUAUUCAGUCUCUACAAGCAAAUCAUCGAUGA